Messenger RNA from Ornithodoros turicata, 931 nucleotides. RefSeq names its product glutathione S-transferase Mu 1-like. The record is from RefSeq and is a predicted model, not a curated record. NCBI's taxonomy places the organism in Eukaryota, Metazoa, Arthropoda, Arachnida, Ixodida, Argasidae. The coding region runs from base 82 to 804 and encodes 240 amino acids. The transcript has 3 exons. Gene Ontology annotation, molecular function: glutathione transferase activity. Gene Ontology annotation, biological process: glutathione metabolic process.
UCUGAGCGAGGCUACACCCUCUGCGUUGGGUCAGUCACUCCGAACGACGGCCAGUCAGUCGUAUCUUCGUCUGCUUCUAACAUGGCGCGCGAGUCGUCCACGAAGCCCGCGGUGCUGGCUUACUGGAGCAUUCGUGCUAUUGGUCAGCCCAUUCGUUACUUGCUGGAGUACAUCGGUGAGCCUUACGAGAAUAAGACGUACGAUUUUAUCGACGACGUGCCGGGCGACGAGUGCAAGACGUUAUGGAGGAAAGAGAGAGAGGAAUUGAGAAAGCAGGGCUUACCCUUUCCCAACCUGCCCUACUAUGUGGAUGGAAAAGUGAAUCUAACCCAGAGUUUGGCCAUCAUGCGCUAUCUCGGCCGCACGCAUGGGCUGUACGCAAAGACCCACGAAGAGGAGACCCAACAAGAUAUGCUCGAAGGACAGGUCAACGACUUUAGGUGGAGCUUGAUCCAUCACUGCAAAGCGGAUACGUACGAAUCCCUGCGCUGGAAUUACCCCGAAGUGAUGCACGGACAACUGAAGCUCUUCUCCGACUACUUGGGGACGAAAAAAUGGCUCCUCGGAGAGCAACUAUGCUACGUGGACUUUAUGCUGUACGAAGCCCUCGAUCAGCACAACCUCUUCAGACCUAAAUGUCUGGACGAGUUCUCGAACCUGAAGGCGUACCACGAAAGGUUUCGAAGCCUCCCGGCUAUUCUCGCUUACCUGAGGUCGGAGAGAUUUAAGGAAUGGCCCGUCUUUGGCGCUCCUGCCAAGCGGUGGGGCUGGAAAAAGGAAACGUCAGCUGUUAAAGCUUCAUAGAACAGAAGUAACGCAAGACACAAAAUAAAGAUUCUUAUCGAAACGUUGUGUUGUUCUUCUAAAUGGUAUAGAACUUGAAGUAGUGGUGGCGCUUCGUACCAUGUCAAAUAAACGUGAAAUAAUUUUU